Messenger RNA from Anoplopoma fimbria (sablefish), 938 nucleotides. RefSeq names its product guanylate kinase-like. Bases 7 to 603 code for a protein of 198 amino acids. Lineage: Eukaryota; Metazoa; Chordata; Actinopteri; Perciformes; Anoplopomatidae. Gene Ontology annotation, biological process: purine nucleotide metabolic process. Gene Ontology annotation, molecular function: GMP kinase activity. The record is from RefSeq and is a predicted model, not a curated record. Gene Ontology annotation, cellular component: cytosol. The transcript has 6 exons.
UUAGCUAUGGCUGGACACAGGCCUGUGGUGUUUAACGGCCCAUCCGGGGUAGGAAAGACCACACUGUUGAAGAUGCUCAUGGAAGAGUAUGACGGUGUCUUUUGCAAAAUUGUUGCCCAUACAACGAGAGAUCCUCGGCCCGGAGAGGUGAAUGGCAAAGAUUACCAUUUUGUCACACGGGAGGUGAUGGAGGCAGGCAUUGCCAAAGGCGAUUUCAUAGCGAGCACAGAGUUUUCGGGGAACAUGUACGGGACUUGUAAAGCUGCCGUACAAGCUGUCCAGGCCAAGAACCUCAUCGGUACACUUGAUAUUGACAUGCAGGGUGUUCAGAACAUCAAAAGGACAGACCUCAAACCCCUCUACGUCUCUAUCCAGCCGCCAUCCAUGGCCGUCCUGGAAAAACGUUUAAGAGACAGAAACACAGAGUCAGAGGAGAGCCUCCAGAAGCGUUUAAAGGCAGCUAAGGAGGACAAGGAGCUUAGUAAAGAAGGACUUUUUGAUGUCAUAAUUAUCAAUGAUAAUUUGGAGGAUGCCUACAGGCAGUUAAAAGAUGCUCUUCUUGAGGAAAUCAAUAAGGUCAAGAAAGUCAACAUGUCUUCAUAGGAGACAGCAGCAUCCUGACACCACAUAUUCCCAUCCAUCCACUCCUCACCCCAAAAUUGGAAUGCAAUUUGAAGCAAAAUUAAAUGGGAUGUCUUUUCUUUUUAUAUUGCGUAGAAUUAAGCAUGCAGAUCUCUUUUUAACUUGUUUACUGAGAGAAUAUCUAUGACCAGGGUAUACACAGGAUUCAUGAAGUUUGAGACCCUUUUAUUCAUUUUAAGACCUCAUUGCCACUUGGACUCCUAACCGGUUACAUCAGGGACAUACUUUACCUUACUAUACUAUACAUUGAUUGUAAGAUAGCACAUACACCUACAAACAUACACACUUGGACUCUU